AUGGCUGCUCCACCGAGCCUGGAAGAAGGCCAGUCCACCACUAGACCACCUUGCUUCAACGGACAAUUUUAUGGAUGGUGGAAGACGCGCAUGAAUGACUACAUCAAUGCUGAAGACACUGAGCUAUGUGAUGUGGUUCUUGACGGACCUUACAUUCCCACCAAAGAAGUAGUAGAUGGAGAACUAACCAAGGUGAUUACCAAAACCAGAAGGGAAUACAAUGAAGAUAACAUGAAAAAGAUAGAAAAGAACUAUAAAGCAAAAAAGCUGCCAGUGUGUGGGAUUGGUCCAAAUGAGUAUAACAAAAUCUCUGCGUGCAAGACAACGAAAGAAAUAUGGGAUUGUCUCAAAACAAAUCAUGAAGGAACGACACAAGUGAAGGAGUCUAAGGAAGGCGAAACCAUCCACGAGAUGAAUACAAGAUUCACUUCCAUAACCAACGAUCUAAGAUGUCUUGAUGAGCCUAUUCACCUAAGCAAACAAGUUCGAAAGAUUCUCAGGGUGCUUCCCAAGUCAUGGGAGAGCAAAGUGAAUGCUAUCACUGAAGCAAGAGACCUGAAGGUACUCACCAUGGAUGAUUUGAUUGGAAACCUUCAAGCCUACGAGUUGAACAGGCAACAGGGGUCAACCGUGAAGGAAGGAAAGAAGGAGAAAUCAGUGGCCUUGAAAAUGUCUCUGAAUGAUGGGUCAGAAGAGGAGGAUGAGAUGACAUACCUCACUAAAAGAAGGAACCAGGUCCUAGAUCAUGCCAGAAGAAAGGCUCACGCUGAUCAAGUAGUGAAGAAAGCCCUUGCAGUCUGGGGAAAUGGCUCCAGUGAAUCAAAUGAAGAAGAGGACAGUCAUGAAGAUGUCUCAGUGAUGGCCAUCAAAGAUGAUGAAACCGUGUUCAACUCUAUUUUCUCACUGAUGGCAAAAUCGGACGAUGAAGAGAACCAGGAUGAGGUAACCCAUUUUGAUCUCAAAAGUGAUCUAGAUACUUUAUCCAUUAAAAGGUUAAGAAAACUUGUUGCAGUACUAAUUGACUUAGUAGAUGAACUAACCACUGAGAAUAUGAUGAUAAGUAAAAAAUUGAGUCUGUGUGAGGAUGAAAAUGCAGCCCUUAACUCUCAAAUGUCUGAAAUGAGUGUUAGGACAAGUAAAAUAGAAACUGAGAGCAUGCAGCCCAGCGAAGAACCAGGUACUUCUGGGGUGGGAAAUGGAAACUCAGUAGCUUUGUGGUCGAAUUAG
Solanum verrucosum is the source of this 1227-nucleotide messenger RNA. RefSeq lists its product as uncharacterized. The transcript is spliced from 3 exons. Bases 1 to 1227 code for a protein of 408 amino acids. The record is from RefSeq and is a predicted model, not a curated record. Lineage: Eukaryota; Viridiplantae; Streptophyta; Magnoliopsida; Solanales; Solanaceae.